Molecule: messenger RNA, 981 nt
Organism: Symbiodinium sp. CCMP2592
Lineage: Eukaryota; Dinophyceae; Suessiales; Symbiodiniaceae
Source: the annotation of a GenBank genome assembly
AUGGAAACCAUAUCCGGUUUCACAGAGGUCAUCGAAGGUCUUCAGGAUCAGUGCGACGGCGCAACCAACGUGCCAUCCGCUGAUCGCUUGCAGGAGCAGCUGAAGGAGAUCUCCACUUCAAAUCGGUCGCAGCAGGCGGAGGUGGAAUCUUUGAGGAUGCACUUGGAGAAGCUCGGCGAGUCGAAGAAGCUUGCCGAAGCUCGUGCGCGAUCUGGAGCCGGCGCUGGCCCGGAAGCGCAGGUGCACCAGCUGAAGGACGAACGUGAUAUGCUCAAGGCCCGCUUGGAGGAGCUUAGCUCCAACACCGCGACGGUCCAGCAUGAUCAGCAAGAGCAGGUUCACACGCAGGAGUUGAAGCGACUGCGGCAGGACGUUGAGUCCCUCCACAAUGAGAAGGAACAGCUGCGUCGACAGCUGCAGGACCAAGACAAGGAAAGACAAGAGCUGCAGGACAACUUUCUGUAUGUGAAGACCCAGCUUGACAAGGUUCAAAUGAAACAGGCCGAGGCUGCCCAGAACGGGUCUUCCGAUGGGCAGAAGGAGCUCCAGAGACACAAGCAGACACUGCAGAGCAUCUCCGAAGAAAGGAACAGACUUGCAGCUCGCAUGGACAGCGCACUCAAUGUUGCAGAGAAGGAGAAGGCAUACCAUGAGCAGUCGGUCGAGCGCGUGACCACAGCGAAUGCCAGACUGAUGGAGGAGCGAGAUCGAAUCUCAAAGGAAGUUGAACGUUUAUCUUCUCUGUACGCCGAGUCUGUCCGCCAGCUGCAAGCCAGUCUUGCGGAUGCUCAGUCUGGGAAGUUCGAGUCUGGCGCUGGGCAAACUGAUCCCGCUGAGGUGGCUCUGUUGAGGUCUGAGGCAGAGGAUUUGGAUGCGAUGCUGCGCGAGAGGGAGGAGGAGAACGAUGCAUUGAAGACGCGCAUCCGCAAACUUGCAGCCUCCCUGGUGAAGUUGCCAAAGGCAGCGAGAGCAUCUCAGUAA